Molecule: messenger RNA, 252 nt
Organism: Rotaria sordida
Lineage: Eukaryota; Metazoa; Rotifera; Eurotatoria; Philodinida; Philodinidae
Source: the annotation of a GenBank genome assembly
AUGAUUGAAGAACAAUCUCCAAUCGUUAAUUGCUGUCAACGUGUUCGUUUUGAUACAGUAUUCCCUAAUUGUCAUGAUUGUUUUCAACCACGAAUAUCAACUAAAACAACUACACAAACUGUAAUGCCUCUUUCAACAAUAAAUAAUGAAACUGCCGCAAUUGCCGAUGGAGAUACUAAUCUUUCACGUAUUUGUUUUAAAGAAAAGGAAGAAUGUAGACCAUCUGAUUCACAAUUAAAUACAAGCGAGUGA